Molecule: messenger RNA, 3148 nt
Organism: Achroia grisella
Lineage: Eukaryota; Metazoa; Arthropoda; Insecta; Lepidoptera; Pyralidae
Gene: Pkc53E
Product: protein kinase C, brain isozyme
Exons: 13
Coding region: 157-2166 (669 amino acids)
Biological process (GO): protein phosphorylation
Molecular function (GO): ATP binding; zinc ion binding; diacylglycerol-dependent serine/threonine kinase activity
Source: RefSeq, a predicted model, not a curated record
UUUCAAUAGAAUUCGCAUUGCCUUUCUUGCUUGACAAACCGCAAUGACGUUUGAUUGAGUACGGUUGUCUACUCGUCUCCGUCGCGCAUCCUAGCGAUUUCUGUGAAUUAGUAAUAAAUUGACGGGCCACCGGUGUAUCGUCCACCGCGUGUUGCCAUGGCGGACGAAGAGAAUAAUUGUGAUGAUGGUGGUGGUGAAGUACGAGCUGAUCAGGCGUUUCGGCUUCGAGGCCGCAAGGGUGCCCUGAAGAAGAAGAAUGUUUACUUCGUGAAGGAUCACAAGUUUAUGCCGCGGUUCUUCAAACAGCCCACCUUCUGUUCACACUGCAAAGAUUUCAUAUGGGGCUUCGGUAAACAAGGCUUCCAGUGUCAAGUGUGCAGUUUUGUGGUACACAAACGAUGCCACGAGUACGUGACGUUUACGUGUCCCGGCGCGGACAAGGGCGCCGAUUCCGACGACACUCGUACCCGGCACAACUUCCGCAAUCACACAUACUCGUCACCGGCGUUCUGCGACCAUUGCGGGUCGCUGCUCUACGGCCUCAUCCAUCAGGGCCUCAAAUGUCAAGCAUGCGACAUGAACGUUCACAAGAGAUGCGAGGAGUCUGUGCCCAACUUGUGUGGCUGCGAUCACACGGAGCGGCGCGGCCGCAUACAGCUGGUCAUCUCGUGCCAAGGGAACAAGCUCACCGUGGAAGUGAAGCAAGGUCGCAACCUGAUACCAAUGGACCCGAACGGCCUAUCUGACCCAUACGUCAAGAUGAAGCUCAUCCCGGACUCCGACAACGUCAAGAAAAAAACCAAGACCAUCCGAAGCACUCUCAACCCGGUGUGGAACGAGACAUUGUCCUUUGAUCUCAAAGCUGAAGAUAAAGACCGUAGACUACUCAUUGAAGUAUGGGAUUGGGACCGUACAUCUCGCAACGACUUCAUGGGAUCCCUUUCUUUCGGCAUCUCCGAGCUGAUGAAGGCACAAGCCGAGGGCUGGUUCAAACUCCUCACCCAAGAGGAAGGGGAGUUCUACAACGUCCCGGUCCCCGAAGAGGGUACUGAUCUCGCCCAGCUGAAGACGCAGAUGAGGGCAACUAGCGUCGGCGCUCGUAGGGCUCCACCCCCGCCUGAUAGAGAGGUCCCACACAACAUGGCUGCCGCUGAUGUCAUCAGAGCAUCCGAUUUUAACUUCAUAAUGGUGCUCGGCAAGGGAUCUUUCGGAAAGGUAAUGCUAGCGGAACGUCGUGGUACGGACGAAUUGUACGCCAUCAAGAUUCUAAAGAAGGACAUCAUCAUACAGGAUGACGACGUCGAGUGCACGAUGGUGGAGAAACGGGUGCUGGCACUCAGCACCAAGCCACCGUUCCUCGUGCAACUGCAUUCUUGCUUCCAGACCAUGGACCGGCUAUAUUUCGUAAUGGAGUACGUGAAUGGCGGUGAUCUCAUGUUCCAAAUACAGCAGUGUGGGAAAUUCAAAGAACCUGUAGCCGUAUUUUACGCAUCAGAAAUUGCCAUCGGAUUAUUCUUCCUCCACUCUCGUGGCAUCGUGUACCGAGACUUGAAGCUCGAUAACGUACUUCUAGAUCAGGAUGGUCACAUAAAAAUUGCUGACUUUGGCAUGUGCAAGGAAGGUAUUACAGGUGACAAAACAACAAAGACCUUCUGCGGCACGCCAGAUUACAUUGCGCCGGAGAUCAUUUUAUACCAGCCGUAUGGGAAAUCUGUUGACUGGUGGGCGUAUGGAGUGCUGCUGUAUGAGAUGCUCGUAGGACAGCCACCUUUCGAUGGAGAAGAUGAAGAAGAACUGUUCGCAGCCAUCACGGACAAUAGCGUGUCAUAUCCGAAGACACUGAGUAAGGAGGCAAAAGACGCAUGCAAGGCGUUCCUUACCAAAAACCCUCAGAAGCGUUUGGGUUGCGGCGCGCGUGGAGAAGAGGAUGUCCGCACGCACCCGUUCUUCCGACGCAUUGACUGGGCGCGUAUUGAAGCCAGGGAUGUCCAGCCACCAUUCAAACCCAAAAUCAAACAUCGUAAGGACGUGUCUAAUUUCGACAAGCAAUUCACUCAGGAGAAGACAGAGCUGACGCCCACCGACAAGCUGUUUAUGAUGAAUCUCGACCAGACCGAGUUCAUGGGCUUUUCAUUCCUCAACCCGGAGUACGUGCAGCACGUCUGAACGUGGAAGGGUUGAAUCAUUCUUCUCACGUCAUUGGAGCUGACUUAGCGCUCGAGUCUUCGGUUUCAAAGCGCGAACUCUUCUUCAUCUAUCGACUGUCUCUGUCACUCAUACGACGCCGGUCGUAAGCUAUCUCGUUCAUACUCGACUGUUAACUAUGUUAAGUUCGAAUGUUAAGAUCUAUAAAGUUUAUCUUGAAUCGGGGAUAAUAGGACAAUUAGGAGCAGAUUUUAACACCAGUUUUGUAAAAGAUAAGAUAUAUUAUUGAAGUAAUAUAUUGGAGGAAAAAGUGCUCAUUCCCUAAUCUUUAAGUUUUGUUUUUCUUCCAAACAUAUUCUUCAUAAUCCAUCCAAUACGACAUGACUUAAACUCGUUUUGGUAUACUUUUAUUUCUAUAAGUUUUUAUUUAUUCGUUUCACUGCAAUAAUAUCGCAAUUAGAUAUUUUAACGAAUUUUUCAAAGCAAUAAUAAAUACUAAUAUAGUUGUGUUACAUAAUACGCUCUCUAUUCAUAAUCUCGAUUUCAUUUGACAUUAAUAUUCCUUAGACUGUUAUUUAAGUCAAUCAUUAAAAAAAAUAAAGCGUGUCUAUUAAUUUUUGUGCUGAUUGUUUUGUGAGAAUCUCGACAAGUAUUAACAUUAUCACGACCUUGGGGCCAUUUGGUAUGUAAUGAAUUUAUGGUUACUUACACUGGUACUUGACUUGUCAAUAUUUUAUGUCUCUAAGCGCGGGAAAGCAUAAUAUUGAUAUUUAAGUGUGGCUAACGCCAUUUUGUUGUUUCUCAUCUGUCACAUAUCAGUGUUAAAUGUAAAUAAAAUUAAUUAAUUCUACGUCGUGUCGUGUGGAUGGCGGUGUUUGUUGCACGUUUUUUGGUGUGUCUAUAAUUUCAUAGAUUAACUAUAUUUUUUUUAUCCAUUUAUAAAUCUCACAGUAAUUUGAAUCUCUAUACGAUGUGCUUUUAUUUUAUUAGAAAUACUUAGCGU